This is a messenger RNA of Fulvia fulva, 903 nucleotides long. RefSeq names its product Pisatin demethylase. Lineage: Eukaryota; Fungi; Ascomycota; Dothideomycetes; Mycosphaerellales; Mycosphaerellaceae. The coding region runs from base 1 to 903 and encodes 300 amino acids. The record is from RefSeq and is a predicted model, not a curated record. The transcript is spliced from 3 exons. Gene Ontology annotation, molecular function: oxidoreductase activity, acting on paired donors, with incorporation or reduction of molecular oxygen; heme binding; monooxygenase activity.
AUGGCUUUCGAUCUUGCGCUUGAGGGCCGACAGGCAUCGGAUGGCGGAUCGAGAUUUGGAAAAGUCGGGAUCUUUCCAGAACUACACCUCCCUCUUUUCAGCACCGUUCAAGCUCUUGGUAUCAGGAACGCCGGCACCGUCAUCGAGCCUGCCGUCAGGAAAGCACUGGCCAAGUAUCGAAACGUCGAUUUCGUCGAGAAGGAAAAUCGCAAAGCAGACUGUUUCAUGAACAAAUUGAUGAAACUGGAGGAAGAAGGAAAAGUCAACCUCGAAAACCAAAUGGACUGCAUUGGUGGUAACCUAGCCGCCGGAACAGACACGACUGGCAUUACCAUCUCAGCCUGUCUCUAUUACCUCUACCACAAUCCCCAUAUUUUGCAGAAACUCCGCGACGAAAUCGACGGAGCGACACAAGAGGGAACAGCCUCCGACCCCAUUCCACGAAGAGAAUCUCGGUUACCUCCAAUGUGUCAUAGCAGAAACUCUCCGCAUCCACCCUGCAGUAGGCUACAUCUUGCCGCGAGAAGUCCCAGCAGGGGGCAUGGAACUCGGCGGAACAUUCUUCCCAGCAGGCACCCACGUCGGCGACUCCGCCUGGGCCCUAAACUACAACCCCGCCGUCUACGGUCCCGACGCCCACGUCUUCAACUCAGACCGUACAUGGAUCAAUUCGGCUCUGCGAAAAACGCCGCAGCGCAAAUGGGCAAUUCGUUCUCGUUUGGAGGCGGGAGUAGAACUUGUAUUGGGAAGAAUGUGAGUCUUUUGGAGAUGACGAAGGUGGUGCCGCAGAUUGUGAGGAAGUUUGAGUUUGUGUUUGCGGAUGAGGGGAGGGAGUGGAAGGUGUGGAGUUCGUGGUUUGUGUUUCAGGAGUAUUGGUGUUAUGUUAAAGAGAGGGAGGUGUAG